Molecule: messenger RNA, 375 nt
Organism: Endocarpon pusillum Z07020
Lineage: Eukaryota; Fungi; Ascomycota; Eurotiomycetes; Verrucariales; Verrucariaceae
Exons: 2
Coding region: 1-375 (124 amino acids)
Biological process (GO): ubiquitin-dependent protein catabolic process
Cellular component (GO): elongin complex
Molecular function (GO): protein-macromolecule adaptor activity
Source: RefSeq, a predicted model, not a curated record
AUGACUGUUCGGUCCACCACAGACAGCACGCCCGCGGCCGGCAUUGACUCUGCCUCCUCCUCCACCUCCCCCAUGACUACCCCAUCCCCUUUCGUAACGCUCAUCUCCUCAGACGGCUUCGAGUUCCACGUCCGCCGAUCCGCUGCCUGCGUCUCCGGCACCAUUCGCCGAAUGCUCAACACCAGGAGUAAUUUCUCCGAGUCAGUGACCGGCGUCUGCCAUCUCGAGAACCUGAACGCCAUGGUCUUGGAAAAGGUGGUUGAGUACCUCUACUACAACGAGAAACAUAAAGAGAGUAGGGAUGUGCCUGAUAUGGAAAUCCCAAGCGAGCUCUGUUUGGAAUUGCUGAUGGCGGCCGAAUAUCUGGAUACUUGA